Messenger RNA from Hypomesus transpacificus, 4148 nucleotides. It is a transcript of the gene jade3, whose product is annotated as jade family PHD finger 3. Gene Ontology annotation, biological process: regulation of transcription by RNA polymerase II. Gene Ontology annotation, cellular component: histone acetyltransferase complex. NCBI's taxonomy places the organism in Eukaryota, Metazoa, Chordata, Actinopteri, Osmeriformes, Osmeridae. The transcript is spliced from 12 exons. Bases 310 to 2706 code for a protein of 798 amino acids. The record is from RefSeq and is a predicted model, not a curated record.
ACAAUAGGACUGUUGUGCCGUGGUGAAGGGGGAGAGAUUGCAGCUCUGAGAAAUUCACUGUGGAAUAUAACAAAAUUAUUCUGAACAUUUGUGUCUUUAAUGUUCCCUGGUACAUGUACAUGGCAGGAAUUUAAUAAAAGCAGUCUACAUCUGGAAUAAACUGCAAAGGUUCACGUGAAUCGAAGCGUAAUCUGCAUUACGGCCGUCCCUCCCCGUCCCGUGCCGGCAGGGAUGAGAGGUGGCAGACAAGGGGGUAACCAGUGGAAUCCCUAGCAUGCUCUUCGACUUGAAAUCUAUGGGUAGGUCAGGAUGAAACGUCUCCGGUCAUCAAGCAGCAGUGACAGCUCUGACAAUGAGAGUCCCUCAACCUCCUUCUGCUCCUCCAACAAGUAUGGAAGCAAACCUGAAACCCCCGCCUCUAUGCCCAAGAAACCGGCAGAGGUGUUCCGGAAAGACCUGAUCAGUGCCAUGAAGCUGCCGGACUCCCACCACGUGAGCCCGGAGGACUACUACCUGCUGGCCGACACCUGGAGACAGGAGUGGGAGAAAGGGGUCCAGGUGCCGGCCAGCCCUGACACCAUCCCCCAGCCCUCCAUCAGGAUCAUGGCAGAAAGGCCCAAGGAAGUGCUCUUCACCAGACAGAGGAAGUACAUCCAGUGCUGGAGCCAGGACACGGCGGAGACGGGCUACGUCAACAUCAAGGAGCUGGCCGAGGCCAUGUGUCGCUACGACCUGGAUGACAUGGACCUGUACUGGCUGCAGGAGCUCAACCACGAGCUGCUUCAGAUGGGGGAGGGGCCCGUCGACGAGCUGACGAUGGAGCGCGUCAUGGAGGCCCUGGAGAGGCAGUGCCACGACAACAUGCGGCACGCCAUAGAGACGGUGGAGGGCCUGGGCAUCGAGUACGACGAGGACGUCAUCUGCGACGUGUGCCGCUCCCCGGACAGCGAGGAGGGCAACGACAUGGUGUUCUGCGACAAGUGUAACAUCUGCGUCCACCAGGCCUGUUAUGGCAUAGUGAAGGUGCCUGAUGGGAACUGGCUGUGCAGGACGUGUGUCCUGGGCAUCGACCCCCAGUGCCUGCUGUGCCCCACGAAGGGCGGGGCCAUGAAGGCCACGCGGGCCGGCACCAAGUGGGCGCACGUCAGCUGUGCCCUGUGGAUCCCCGAGGUGAGCAUAGCCUGUCCGGAGCGGAUGGAGCCCAUCACCAAGGUGUCCCACAUCCCUCCUAGUCGCUGGUCGCUCAUCUGCAGCCUCUGUAAGCUGAAGACUGGAGCCUGCAUCCAGUGCUCUGUGAAGAACUGCACCAUCCCCUUCCACGUGACGUGUGCCUUCGAGCACAGCCUGGAGAUGAAGACCAUCCUGGACGAGGGCGACGAGGUCAAGUUCAAGUCCUACUGCCUGAAGCACAGCAAGCCCAAGACGGGGGAACCGGGCCUCAGUCCGGCCCGCCCCAAGCCCCCCACAGAGCCCGAGAAGGGGGGCCAGCGGGGCCAGAGGCUCCUGGAGCUGGAGGAGGAGUUCUACACCAUGAUCCAGCCCGAGGAGCUGGCUCGCACCCUGGGCCUGGCCCAGAGCCUGCUGGACUUCAUCUACCAGUACUGGAAGCUGAAGAGGAAGAGCAACUCCAACAGGGCUCUGCUGCCCCCUAAAGAGCAGGAGGAGAACUUCCUGCUGCAGCCGCAGGAAGACAGCAUCCACACGCGCAUGCGCAUGUUCAUGCACCUGCGGCAGGACCUGGAGAGGGUCAGGAACUUGUGUUACAUGGUGAGCCGGAGGGAGAAGCUGAAGCUGUCUCAGAGCAAAUCCCAGGAGCAGAUCUUCAACCUGCACGUCAAGCUGAUCAACCAGGAGGUCUCCGCUGGUCUUCCUGUUUCCUUCCCGGUGGAGAGCCUGCUGUUCCGCCCUCCUCCCAGGAUCACCCUGAAGCUUAAGAUGCCCAAAGCGUCCCUGGGUAACGGCAAGACCAGUUCCAAGUCUGGCAACGGGCCGCUAUGUCCGGACAACAGCGGGAACGUCCACGAGCGCGGCGGCGUGGGCGGCCUGGGCCUGGGGAAGCCCCAGCUUCAGGGCCACAGCAGGAGGGAGGAGCGCCCCAACGGCCUCCUCUCCUCCCCGGGUCCAAGGUCACAGAGCGGCCUGCCCGCCGGGGGCGCCGCCCUGCCCGUCAAGCCCACGGGCAAGCCCCUGGCGCUGCACGCCGCCCUCCACGGACACUCGUCCAACGGGAACGGGAAAACGCCGCGGCCUAACGGCGUCGCGGACAAGUUCGUAGGCCAGAAGGACGGCUCCUGUCAGACCCCCAGCAACCAGGACCCUUCUGGCGAGGUGUCCGUCAAAGGAGGCCAGGCGGCCAGCUUCCGGAAGUCCACCAUGGAGCACUUCAGCAGGUCCUUCAAAGAAGCCACGGUCAGCCUGGUACGGACCACCGAGGACCUGUGGGACGCGGACAAGCUGUCCCGCAAAGGGUCCGCCAAAGAGAGGCCUUGGGUCAAACCGGUCCCCGAGCGCCCGCCAGGAGGCACCAAGCCUUACCAGGAGAGCGAUGGAUACUGCCCCGACCUGGAGCUCAGUGACUCAGAACCGGAGGCCAAGGGCCGGCGCCAGAGGCCAGGCAAAGUAGCCCUGGCUGGGGGUGACCACAUCAGAGGGGUCAGCCGGGGGAAGCAGCAGUCUUUGGGAUCCAGGAACUCCGUCCAGAGGUGACAGCCACACCUGCCCCACUGACCCGACCCUCUCACCUCUUCCCCUCUCCUGGCCGGGCAGCAGUCACAAGUGCCAGACACGCAUCCCUCUCCCCACACGCCUCGCCGGAACCCUCCCUGGCCGACGUGGGGACCGUCUGGAACACGCUUUCAGGAGGCCGUCGCCUGGUCCCGACCUGGAGGGAGGCGUUGGAUACGUGGACGGGAGAAAACUGGAGCUGAGGAUGGGCCCAGAACCUGCACCUCGGGGGGCGGGGCGGGGACUCGUCUGGAGGACGUACGUCUCCACGUUCGUCACUCACGCCAGGCUGGACUGACGCAUUCUUGUACUGUCUUCUGAGAUUAAACUACUCGUCAGUCUCCUUUGACUACCAUUGUUUUUUUCCGUAUUCUGCACAGUUUAUAAUCCUGGAAUGGAGCCAAACUUCAACGCAAAAAGUUGCCUCUGGGACUAGUGUUGUUACAUGUAAAUAUAAAUCGAGAAAUAGCCUGUACUUGGGCUGUAAAUAAAUGGUAUGUUGGCAGGCAAAAACACUAGUGGAUUUCAAUUGGCAUCAUGCAGAAUUGAGGUAAGAUCGAAAAGUGGAUUAUAAAUGGGGGGUGAAGGCAACGUCUGGGUCGAGUGACUCGUAUUACGACCCUUCCCAGUUUGCUAUCCCCUCUUUCUUUCACUCUUGAUUUCGCCAUCACUCUCUUGCUAUGUUUAGGACCUGCGUAUCUACAUAGUUUGUUUGAGAAGGUUGUCCAAAAAAAAGAUCCUCAUGAGAGAGAUGCUGUGUUCAGUGGAUUCUGUUUUAUAUGGAAGAAUGUGUACUGCAUAGGUACCGAUACAAAUUCCGUUUGCCAAGUAAUAGAAAGCUCAGCUGAGUGACUGAGAAACUGAAUAUCAAUGCCAUUCCAUGUCUUAUUUUGCAGUGGGUCAAUAGGGGUUUCCUAUUCUGAAGAAUGUGUAGCAGGCAGGAUUGUACUGUACAAACAUACUCAGUAACCAUAGGUAUGAUUUACAAUGCAAGUGUUGUUCGACUGCACCCUAGUGGAUAACUGAACAACUUCAGAGGAUGACAUUCUCAUGCAGUUUAGUGUAGAAGACAUACCUGGCCUCUGUUUUUUUUUGUAGAGUAUUAAAGAGGGUAUUUAUCGCACUUAAGUGUUCAACACAUUCCCCUGAGUAGCAUGAAGGAAGUUCUGCUCUGUUUUAUAUGCGUUUGUUUGCUGUAUCUGUUCUUUGAAUUUCCAACAUGUCCUUGUCUAUAAAUUGUACUGUAUCUGCCAGCAACCAAUGAGAACACUGUAACCAAGAGGGUGGAUUACAAUCUACUAAAGACUACGUUAUUUUAAGAAAAUCCUCAUUUUACACUAAAUGGGAUACAAGGACCUACGGAUUUUCACUGUUGUGUUUUUCCUCAGAAAAAUACCUUUUUCAAUAAAUUUCAAUAAUGUCUC